CGUGUGAUGCGGAGCAGCCGCUCGGUGUGGCCGCUGGCGGGGGAAGUGCGGCGCUCAGCCCCUCGCAGCUUGCCCGGGAGGGGGGAGACAGGCAGGCAGGCAGGCGCCGAGCUCAGCCCCGCGCGCCUCCCCCGGCUCCGCUCCCAGCGCCGGCGGGCUCGGCUGCCGCUCGCCUGCUGCGGCCGGGCGCGGAGCUCCCCGGGGAGCGGAGCAGGGCGCCCCCGCAGCGCACCGGGGACGGAGCCGGGCUCGGGGGGAAGGAGCCGGGAGCUCGCACCUGGAGCGCGGCAGCCGCCGCUGGCCGAGCCGGCAGCAGCAGCCGUCCCCAUGAUGUGUGAGACGGGACUGAUCUCCCCGGAGCCCUCCAGCCCGAUGCAGUACUACGGAGAGUCCUCCGACACCUACUACCAUGUUGACCGCUGGCAGAAACUCCGGACGGCCGUCAGGAAGCUGGAGUUCUGGGAAAACUUCAAUGCUGAGCUGAUAGGCAGCGGCUUCUUCUCCAAGGUUUACAAGGUGACUCAGAGUGCGACCUGCAAAGUGAUGGUGGUGAAAAUCUACAAGAACGACGUGGACCAGGAGGUGAUAGUGCGCGAGAUUAGCUUGCUGCAGAAGCUCUCCCACCCGAACAUUGUCAGGUAUCUUGGGAUCUGCGUGAAGGACGAGAAGCUGUACCCAAUUCUAGAGUACGUUAACGGUGGGUGCCUGGAAGAGCUCCUGGCCAGCAAGGAGAUCACCCUCAGUUGGAAGGAGAAGGUGGACUUGGCUUCAGACAUCACCAGGGGGAUGAUCUACUUGCACUCCAAGAACAUCUACCACCGGGAUCUCAACUCCAAGAACUGCCUCAUUCGCGUGACCCAGCGGGGCCGGGAAGCCUUGGUGACGGAUUUCGGUCUGGCCAGAGAGGUGGUGGAGCUGCCCAUGAAGAACCCGGAGAGGAAGCUGUCCCUGGUGGGCUCCGCCUUCUGGAUGGCCCCUGAAAUGCUGCGGGGGGAGCCGUACGACAGGAAGGUUGAUGUGUUCUCAUUUGGCAUAGUCCUGUGUGAAAUACUGGGCAGAAUCCCCGCUGACCCCGAAGUGCUUCCCAGAACGCAGGAUUAUGGCCUUGAUGUUGCAGCUUUCCAAGGAAUGAUCAGUGAAUGUCCCAAGCGGGUUUUGGACCUAGCCGCUAGUUGCUGUCGGGUGGAAGCAUUUAAGAGGCCCUCUUUCUGUGAGCUGCUGGAUGAACUGGAAGACGUAGCAGAGAGUUUGGAGGCUCUAAAGGAUAAUCAGCUGUCUGGAUGAUUGCCCAGGCUCUUCUGAGCCCUGAUGGAGUCAGACUCAAACUGUAAAUUACGUGUACAUCAGAAAAGGCGAGAGGAGAAAGAGCACAAGGGUGAAAAAGCAAAGUAAUGCCCUGGUAUUUAUUUAAUUGUAUUCUCUUUCUCACAUAGAAAGUGUGGCUUGAAAAAUACAAAGGUGGACUUUCCAAGGGUUUUUUUCUAGCUGAAGUUUUUAACAGAAAUAAUUCCAACACUGAGCAGUCUUUGCUUGGUUGUUUUUGUUUUUUAAAGAAGAAGAUACUAAUUUCUGAUGUAAAUAUAGAAGGUGAGAGAUUCUGGAGGGGCGCUUGAUAAUUGAAUCUCAGCUGGGGAUGCUCUCUGAAGCCCAGGAUAGAAGUGUGGCUCUCCCCACCCCCCCCAUAGUCCUACCUGUGUCUCAGCCCUCCAGCCUUCAUCGGAGCCAUCUCUGGAGGCUGUGGAUUUGGCGUUGUGUAAAGGGGAAGGGGAGGCAUGGCAGACUGUGAGCUAGUAAAGUCGCCUUAUAAUACAUAGCCUUAAAACCGUCCUCCAGUAGCCUUGAGAGGAGAGGACGUUCUGUAAUGUCUCUGGUCAUGUGACCUUCCUAGAAACCGGCCAGCGUCCAAGCACGCUUGUUGUGCUCAGAGCAUUUUGGGGGGCUCGUGUAGACAGAGGGUGAUGGUUUGGGAAUCCUGAUUGGCUGCUGAGGAAGUUAAAAUUGCCUGUUUGUGGAACAUUCCACUGAGACGGGGGUAUUUGCUUGAAAAAAUAUAAACGAAUGAACCAAUAUAUACCUUUGGAAAAGC
Caretta caretta (loggerhead turtle) is the source of this 2086-nucleotide messenger RNA. RefSeq names its product dual specificity testis-specific protein kinase 1. Gene Ontology annotation, molecular function: protein serine/threonine kinase activity; ATP binding. NCBI's taxonomy places the organism in Eukaryota, Metazoa, Chordata, Testudines, Cheloniidae. Gene Ontology annotation, cellular component: cytoplasm; nucleus. The record is from RefSeq and is a predicted model, not a curated record. Gene Ontology annotation, biological process: actin cytoskeleton organization; protein phosphorylation.